AUGGGUAACUAUAUUAGCACUGCCACAUGCUUUCCAUCUGAUUCUACAGGGAAAGUAAUUCUCUGGGACGGCACGGUUCAGGAGUUCGGCGGGAUCGUGGAAGCUGCAGAGCUGAUGGUGGAGCAUCCGCAGCAAGUGGUCGUGGAGUUCAACGCUGGAGUUAAUCAAAAGAGACUAAUCCCAUUGCCGGCGGACCAUAAACUCGACGUAAAAAAGCUUUACAUAAUGCUACCUAUGAAACGUGGGCAGCCGAUCGCGUUGUCGUCGGAGGAAGCUUGUCGUGUACUGUCGAACGCGAAUUCGGUGUCGAGAUCAAAGUCGAUCUUAUCGUCGUCCCCGAAGUGUGUUCCUUUGUUUGCGAGGAUUUGCACUGCGGAUUAUCGUGUACUCGAAGGGAUGGGACAAAAGUUGCAGUUGCAGAAGAAGGAAAGUGCCGGCGGUGAGAGGCCGGAGGAGAGUGGAUAUUUGACGGAGUUGUUUCCAGAGAGUUGGGAAAAUCCGCCGGUGUAUUUGAAUAGGCAAUUUUCAGGCAAGGGAUGGAAACCCAGCUUGGAUACUAUAAAGGAGAAGAAGGUUGAGAGAGAGUUUAAAAUCCCACAUUGGUUGUUUUAG
Molecule: messenger RNA, 612 nt
Organism: Gossypium arboreum
Lineage: Eukaryota; Viridiplantae; Streptophyta; Magnoliopsida; Malvales; Malvaceae
Exons: 1
Coding region: 1-612 (203 amino acids)
Source: RefSeq, a predicted model, not a curated record